This is a messenger RNA of Oncorhynchus kisutch (coho salmon), 2297 nucleotides long. RefSeq names its product putative methyltransferase DDB_G0268948. Gene Ontology annotation, molecular function: S-adenosylmethionine-dependent methyltransferase activity. Bases 285 to 1100 code for a protein of 271 amino acids. The record is from RefSeq and is a predicted model, not a curated record. NCBI's taxonomy places the organism in Eukaryota, Metazoa, Chordata, Actinopteri, Salmoniformes, Salmonidae. The transcript is spliced from 7 exons.
AUGCAACAUUUGUUGGAUGCCAAUCGCCGUUAAACCUCAUCGAAUAAGAAGCUGUUUGGCAGCUUUUUUACGUUUCAAUAUUAACAUUUGCCUUUAUAUUCGUGAGGUUGUUUGGCGACUGAAGUUUACUUCCAGAGGCUUGCUUCCGAGUGUCGUUGAUUAGGGUGUGGACAGAGCGCUUUCUGUGAGACCGCAGGUCCUAAGUGAAGGAGUAGGUCUAUCUGCUGAGUCACUGCAAGCAGGAAAGAGCACUAGGCUAGCGGAGCAGCUUACCGCAGAGCACCAUGACCUACCGGCUGUUUGAGGAGAAACACCAUGCCUCCAUCUACCAGAGGUACCGCUUUGUACCCCCAGAGGAGAUUAGAGACAUCAUCCUGCAUUACCUGGAAAGGAAGAAAGUCCAGCCUCAUGCCCUAGCUGUGGACCUGGGCUGUGGGACGGGGCAGAACUCACGCCUGAUGGCCCCACACUUUCAGGAAGUGGUGGGCAUCGACAUCAGCGAAUGCCAACUGGAGGAGGCCAGGGCAGUGGCAGGAUUCAACAACAUCACCUACAGGAAAGGGACAGCUGAGGAGCUGCCGUUUCCGGAUGCUUCUGUGGACCUACUGACUGCAGCCUCAGCGGCCCAUUGGUUUGACCAGCAGCGGUUCCUCUUGGAGGCAGGCCGGGUCCUGAAGCCUUGUGGCUGCAUGGCUCUGCUUGGCUUUGCUGAUAACUUCAGACUCCAUUACGGCUCAUGUGGGGACAGACUCACUGACAUCUGUGAUGAGUUCAAGAAGGUGCUGUUACCAUACACCAGCACACAGGUAGCCGUGUCCAACACCAAACUAAAGGAGCUUUACACUGCUAUCCCCUUCCCUGACAAAGAGAGGAUUGAGUGUAUCCCACUGAAGCAGCACAUCUCAGUGAGGAACAUAGUGGGCUUCAUGGAGUCCUUCUCCACGUACCAGGCCUUCCAGAGGGCCGAGCCUGAUGCUGCCACCACACUGCUGCAGAGAACACUCGACAGGUUUCUGAAGGAGAUGGGAGUCACAUCACCAGACACACUCAUGGAAGUGACGCUGGAGUAUUUCUGUGUCCUGGCGUCUAAACCGGAGUGAACACUCUUUACACUGUGAAUGUGUUUGUGUGUAGACAGAUGUUUCUUAAGCUCGUGUCAAUCAUGUUUAAGCUGUUGUUAAGUAGUAUUCUGUUCACAUAAGAUGUCAUUGAAGUCCCUUUGGUUUUGUCCAUUCUUUUAUACAUUGUAAUGUAGAGCAAACUAUUAGCCUUAGUCACAUCAUUAUCAAAAUGCUUGCCACAUUUAGUAUCUUCCUUGGCUGAGAUUGACAAUAAAAUGUCUGCAGACACAAUCAUAACUUUUGAAUAUUAUUUAACUUCAGGGCUGUAUCAAGUGUCUCAGAGUAAUAUUAGUGUGUGGAUUUUAGGAUCAGUUUUUCCUUUUAGAUCACAAUGAAAAAUAUAACAUGGGCAAGGGGGUUUCUGAUCCAAGAUUAGCACUCCUAAUCUGAGACAAUUGAUACUUACACAGCCCAAUUCUGAUUUUUUUCUUCUUCUCACUAAUUGGUCUUUUGAUCAGGUCUGAAAAAGAUGUGGUUGUGAUUGGUAAAAAUAUCAGAAUUGGGCUGACUGUCUAAACGCAGCCAUACGGCCGCAGAUGUUUUGUUGGUUUCUUUUUAAUAUGCUGUAUGCAUGGGUUCAACCCAAUUCAUUACAUUAUGCCAACUGAAAGACCUUGGGUCGGUUCUUGGACCAGUCCUUCAGAUAUUGAUUGUUUAUAAUGAACUAUUUUAGUGAGCUAGUAGGAGUAGUGCAGCUCAGUACAAAGCCUAUUGUUGUUGAUCUAUGGCUUAGUGAUCAGUGGAAUAGGGUUUUUAUCUGAGUAAGGAAACUGAACUCAUCAGGCUUUUGUAUUUUCCCACAUCAAUCACAACAGAGAAAACACCCUUUGGGAAAACAAGGUUCUGAUCCCUCCCUCUCCCAUCUCCAUGGGACUUCUUAUUGGUUCUGACACACCACACAGCUCUCUUUGAACCCACGUAACCCAGGCUCCCUUCAUAAACAUCCUCAUUAGCAAACAACCCACAUUCCUUAUGAAGCCGCUGCACCGCCCCUUUCUCUAUCUCUCUCAUAUUAGCCUGGCCAAGCACCUAGUGGUUUCCCUGAACUGGCCCUGUGAGGUAAGGGAAUCUCCUGAUCACAUUCCUUAAUGUGGCCUCCACACCCCAGUGAGAAAGAGUUUUCCUGAAUAAAAACAACUUAUGAAUAGCACGUCUAUUUCUGGGUUGGAGAAUACC